UCCUUCCUGUCCUCCCUAGCCCUUCCCGUACUACGCAUAAACUAUGCAAAAGGUGGAGGGGGCGAGAUGCGACAAAGUGGUCAUCGGAUUGGGCUGCAUCGAACUUCGUCAUUUAUCGAAUCUUCCCCAAAGUGUAAUCUCUGCCCAACUUUGGCCAACGCCAAUCUGGUAGAAAGGUGGGAGCAGGUGCGGAUGAGGCAGUGUUUUCAAAUUCCCCGCCACUGGGCCAGUCGCUAGGGGCCGCGGAAUAAACAGAAGAUUGUGUGUCGCGUCAACAUCUUUCUUCAUGCCCGCGGGGUACCGUUAACUCAUUCUCAAUGAACAACCGAACGAGCGAGAACGCCUACAAGCAAGAUGUUGCAGUUUUGGAAAAAGACUGGUCGAAGAAAAUCAAUCGCAGGAAGCAAUGAUUCGCUGGGAGCGACAGAGCAGCCCGUUAGGGGAACACCGGAUGAUGUCAUUGAUGGAGGCACAAAGAUACCGGAGACCGAUGAGGAGGCACUUCGCUUUGCCGAAAGGCACUGCUUUGCGAAUAAAGAUUCGCCGUUACGCACUUCGAAGCUUUCUCGGAGGAUGAUCGACAUACUGGCCGAUCAGAGCUGUAUGUGUUAUUUUGUGCAGUACCUGGAAUCACGGAAUGCGCUAUCUUUGAUCAAAUUCUGGCUGGAUGUGGAGAGUUUUAAAGCUGCUGCGGUGGAAAGCAGCCGCGGAGGAGCAAGACUAACGACGACGACGACGACAAGUGCUGGCCAGAACAGCUUGGGAGGAAGACUGCACCGGAGUGUGUCGUCCGAUGGGUACGACAGUUUGUCUUUUUUCAGCGUCGACGGUGAUUCGUUGUCCACGAACUCGUUCUCCGAGAACGCGUUCGAAGACACGCAAUCGGUGGACGAUUUGCGCGAAACGGACUCGCGAACGUCACAAAACUGUACACCGUUGCCACCGCCGACGGCACUGGAGGUGCUCGAAGAGGUAGAUAUCAGAGAGGAGCUGGAAUCGGCCAGUGCUCAAUCGAAAAUGUUAGAAAAUGGCUGUGAUAUGACUAUUAUGCGGCAAUCGUUGACGGACGACGAGAAGAAACAGAUCUGUGAAGCGGGCAAAGCAGGCGAUGAGCCAACGCCAUCUGCUACUGCUGCUCCUGCUGCUGCUGCUGUUGUUGCUGCUAGUAACAGCAACACCCGAUGCUUCAAUUCCCUGAUCAAUUCUGAUGCGGUGCGAAUUUAUCGAAAGUAUCUGACCACCAACUCGCCUCAUCAUAUCGACAUGCCGGCCACGAUACUCUCCAGCAUCUCGCUUGCCCUGUGCAGUAGCAACGGUAUCUGCAAUGAACAGCUGUUUGCCGAGGCACAGCACUAUCUAUUGGAACUGUUCGAGCGUAACUACUUGAAUCCCUAUCUGGAGAGUUCCUAUUACUGCAAGUACACGCUGGAAGUGCUGACCGACGAGCAUCUGAAGCUGCGUGACAUUCUGGGUAGUGAGAUGGCUCUCUUCUACUUCAUGGAACAUCUGGAACAGCAGGGCAAACGCCACUACUUGGAGUUUUACGUGGCGGCAGUCAACUUUAGGCGCUCUUUCGAAAGCUCCACCCAAGCCCAGAAGGAUGCCGUUGUGCUGUAUGAUAAAUAUUUCUCUCUUCAGGCCACGUGCUCGCUGUUGUUGAGCGAUAAAAUUCGCUUCCAACUCGAGGAACACAUUUGCUCUGCCGAUACGGCCAAUGUGGCCGAGUGUUUCGAACUACCCGGGCGCAUUAUUGAAGUGUUCCUAGAGCAGCGGUAUUUUGCGGGAUUCCUAAAAUCACCACUCUACUGUCGGUUUAUCAGCGAGCUGCUCGGAAAGGUAAAAACCAACUCGUGCAACGGUGCAAUCGGUGUUCUGCCGGGAGCAAAACGGAACACCAUGGUAACGGGGCGUGCUGGUCGAGGUCACCGUAAAACGCUAUCGGAUGUAACGAGCGAUAGUAGCGGCACGUGUAAUAAUGGUACUGCUGGUCGUCGAUCGAACGCGGUACCAUUCAUUUCAUCGCAAAACACUCUACUCGCCAUGCCCGAUGCAAGCUUCCAUCGUAACCGGAAACACAUGUCCGCAUCGCACAGCAGCGGUGUGGUUGCUGGUUCUCCCGGAAGCACCGACAUGCAGAUCGAUUCCCGUCAUCUAUACAAUCCCGAUUUGCUGUGGCGACGCAAUUCGACGGGAAGCGGACUCACAUUCGGACGGGUUGAUGCACUCGGUAGAUACGAGCGAGACUUUGACAUCACCGAACCGCCGGUUGGCGAUGAUCGGUGGAAUCGUAGCCGGCUGAAGAAAGCCGUCCGGAAGCUGGUGAACCUACCGGAGGAUAAGGCACAGGAGGAGCUGGCCUGGCAGGUGGCCGAAAUGAUUGUGAAAGACAUUACGAAUGUUACCAUGAACCACAGCACGUGAUUGGCGUGCGUGUUGUGUUAGAAGUACCUAACUUUCUGCGUAACCACGACAUGCUUCCCAUGAUCUUAAUCAUGAUGGUGCUUUCUAUUAGUGAGCCGAGCGAGCGAAUAUUAACUGAAAUCUCGACGCGUGUAGAGAGACGAUCUAGCUUUAGAAGUAAUAUGAUUCCUUCGUCGGUGAAUCUUGAUUUGCGUACGCCACGUUUACUCAUUCUUGUGCAUCACAUGGUGAUGGCAGCAAACCUACGUUAGCAAUUCUCGAAAUGUACACAUGGUAUCAUCUCAUUUUAUUUAUAUCGUUAAAGUUUGUUUUAAUCAUAAUGAAUCAUUAAGCCGAUCAUCAGUAUGACAAGCGCUUCUUGUGCUUUAAGUCUCCCGUCCUGGCAUGUAGAGUUCAAAAUUGAGGGUUCAAAAUAUACGGUAAGAUCGUCCUGUGCGACACAAAAGAAAUAAAAAUGCACAACGAAGCGCAAGCAACAUGCGGAAGCCAUAACACGGGACGGGGAAUUGAUAUUCGGCGAAAGUAAAUCCAUGCGCGUGUACCCGAGGUAGUACACAGUUUUAUGUUCGAUGAUUAACAUUUUGAUCAUUUUAUAUGCAACCUAUUGUCGGUCUUUUUAAUGUUAGCCCAAGUACCCAUGAAUAACAACAAUAGUUUAAGCGCAGAACGUGCGACGUUUAGUUCACUUCACUACCAAACACUGUACAAUGUCUGUAAACAUACUAGAAUAGGAAAUGAAAUAUAUUUUCUUACAUUAAAAACAGCCGA
Anopheles aquasalis is the source of this 3189-nucleotide messenger RNA. It is a transcript of the gene pkaap, whose product is annotated as A-kinase anchoring protein pkaap. Gene Ontology annotation, cellular component: plasma membrane; mitochondrion. Gene Ontology annotation, biological process: intracellular protein localization. Lineage: Eukaryota; Metazoa; Arthropoda; Insecta; Diptera; Culicidae. Gene Ontology annotation, molecular function: protein kinase A binding. The record is from RefSeq and is a predicted model, not a curated record.